AUGCUUUAUAAUCGAAUGAUUCUUUGUUCAAAUUCGAUUCGUUUACACUUAAUUCGUAAUUCACAGCAAAAUGGAUUAAAAAUUAUUAUUAUUAAUCAUGAAGUAAAGCGAGUUAAUUCGAAUUCUUUGAGGUUUAUUACCUUGGGAUACGGAAAUAAAGAUAAUAAUCGUCAUCAUUAUUUAAAAAAAGAAGAUAAUAAAUCUGAUAACAAUGAAAAUAAUAUUAUUAAUAAAAAGCAACAGGUAGAUAAAAAUAAGGAAAGUCCAUUAAUGUCAGAAUAUCAAGAUCAUCGUGCAGUUAAUCAUGAAGCAACUGAAGAAUAUGUUGAUGCAGAUUAUUGGUGUGAACCUGUUGGAGAAAAAAAAAGAAAAGAUUAA
Molecule: messenger RNA, 378 nt
Organism: Diversispora eburnea
Lineage: Eukaryota; Fungi; Glomeromycota; Glomeromycetes; Diversisporales; Diversisporaceae
Source: the annotation of a GenBank genome assembly